Molecule: messenger RNA, 2685 nt
Organism: Peronospora belbahrii
Lineage: Eukaryota; Oomycota; Peronosporomycetes; Peronosporales; Peronosporaceae
Source: the annotation of a GenBank genome assembly
AUGCAAGAGCAGUGGAAUGCCGCUCAGGCAUGUAUCCAAGUGCAUUUGGAGGAAGAUAACGACUAUAUAACUUUCCUUAAGAGCAUUGAACAGAAGCUGGCAAGAAAGCUAAGGUUUGAGCGUUGUUUGCGACAUGGAAAUCUCGUAGAGAGCAUUGUUUUCGACAGGUUUGUCCAGUCUGCAGCUCAGCUGCGACACCUCCACGUGGUAUUUCAAGGAAAAUUGAAGCCCAUAGCAGAACCAUUAGCAUCUGAAAUGCUCAGACUAAUCGACACAAAGUGUAGCAACUUGGUGGAGAUUGUGGCGGAUAUGUUGUGUGCCAUCCGCUUCCUCUACGGACAAUUAUUCGCUCAAAGCGAAAUCAUUCGUGUAACACUAGAAACAGCAUUAGCUCAUGAAGAUAAAGAGUGGGAUGGUAAUAUACUGGAAAAGUAUCUGGAGACUGAGCACUUGACUGUUGACAAUUUGGUAUCGCGCCCGUUAAAACGGUUUACUGAAGUGAUUGAGUUUGUGGAAGCGCUAAGCACUAAGCUAUCAGAGGAUGGAGGACCCAAUUCUGGAAGCAAUGACUGUGAUAAAGUUAGUGACGAGAGACUUGAGUAUGCUAUUCAGUUGAUGCAUAUUGUCCAGGAGAACAAGCAAUAUAUUAAUUUUGCUAAGGCCGAUGCACGCGAGGAGAAUGAGUUGAUUGCGUUACAGACGUGCUUCUACGGCGAUGGGGCUGAUGUUCUCAAUGAUCUGUCCAACAAUAAAUUGCUGCUACACGGCGAAGUGUUCCUGAUGCUCUUGAAGGAUUCAAGCAAUUUCAGUAGAGUCAGUCCUGAGGUUGCCACCAAUGCAGGGCUUUUUAGCGAUUUAGAGAAGGUUUAUGCGCAUUGCUUUCAGGAUGGAACCUUGGUUUGCAGUAAACAACAGAACACUGAGCUGGGAGUGUCUUUUGUGAUCCUACAUCGUCUACAGCUCAAACAAGACGCAGCAUUUUUAGAAUUUGUUCCUGCCAGCAUAUCAUUGCUUGAGGCAUCGAAGGAAGCACGUGCCUUGGCCCUGAUUUAUCGAGACAAGACAUUUGUCUUCGCAUGGAAAGGUGUAGUGGAGAGUCAGCGAUGGGCUGACACGAUUGAGCGUUUUUUGGAAAUGAACGGAUUGCGGACCGAAGUGUUUCACCAAAGCCGGACGAUUGAUGAACUUCCUAUUUGCAAGGAGAUCUCAGCUCAGCUUGUGGAAAAUGACACAGUGCCGACGAAGUUUGCAUCAUUUUACGACGAUCAUCUUCCUGGGGUUUUUUGGAUGGCACCUUGUAAGGGCUCUAAUCCGGCUCAGUGGGAAUUGGUUGAGAUUGUUUUCUAUGCUAGAUGGCUACUAGUUUUCAAGAUAGAAGGAUGGAAAAAACAUUCAGUUCUAUAUAAUUUUGAUACUCACUCUCCUAAGAUGGAAAUUACUGAGUAUCCGCGGGCAGAGAGCAGUGGAGAGCGCUCAGGUUGCGGCAAGACGUGCGGAAGAGGAAAAAAUAAAGUGCUUAGCGACGGAAAAAAGGGAGUCCGUAUGCAGCGCGACAGCCAAAUGAAAGCUGAGAAAAUUGCUGGGAAGAAACGAAGUAUUGAGGAAAGUUUUGAUAACAACAAAGUUUUGAUUGCAACGGCAAACGAGAAAGAGCAAUCCACAUCAACUUUGAGUCCAGCAGGCUGCUAUAAGCUAGGCCAUGACACAGACGAAGAAUGUUUCGAAUUGGAUAGAGGCUUGAUGAUGAUCAGUGCGGAAGAAAAACAAACUGCUGCGCCAUCGGCGAAAAGAUUGAGGCGCGUGCCCGAUAAAUCAAAGUAUAUCCCGCAUAUGGUCUGCACUGAAAAGAAUGAUAUUAUUGCUGCUGUAACAUUGGCAGCUGUAAAAACUCAUAAGCAAAAGCGGUUAAAGAGGAAAUCGAAUGAUAUUGCACCGAUACCAACUCAACCAAGCCCGAGUAUUCCAACAGAUGAAUCUACGAGUGAGAUUGAUAUCACUCAGCUUUCCGCCAACGAAGAACCUGCUGAACACGAACCUAAACCAAAACAAGUGCGGAUUAUCCUCACUGGCAUUGAGUUAACUGCUUUGAUCCGAAAGAAAAUUGGUCUGAUUGCGGGUGCUGUCUACGAGGAUGACAUAAAGGAAGCAACGCAUAUUAUUGCCCCAAAAGGCCAAUUGAAACGAACCGUGAAGCUACUUUGCGGGAUCUCGACGUGUGUGCACGUUCUCGAUGUGCGAUGGCUGGAGGAGUCGGCUCGCGUCGGCUCUCCUAUCAGUGAGCGAGCGUACUGUUUGAAGGAUACGAGGGCAGAAAAAAAGUGGCAGUUUGAUCUUCGGAAAACAAUGUAUGACUUUACCCCAAAGCAACGGCAGCAGCUCUUUUCCGGUCAUCAAGUGUUCAUAACAAGCCAUAAGUCGGUGCUCCCGCCAAUUAAAGACUUGGUAAAGAUUGUGGAAUGUGCUGGCGGAACAGCAGUGACGAAAGGUAGCGCUGGUCCGGACAACGUGGUAAUCACAAGCGAGGCAGCGAUGGCCACAGCUUCGGUUCGUAAAGCAUUGACUCUGGCCAAUCCGCAGCGAGUUUACUCCACAGAGCUAAUUUUGAGCAGUAUAUUACAGCAGCAUCUUGAUCUCGACAAGAACCGCCUCGAGCGAACAAGUGGCGAAUGUCGCCGACGCAAGUAG